Caretta caretta (loggerhead turtle) is the source of this 2775-nucleotide messenger RNA. The record is from RefSeq and is a predicted model, not a curated record. Lineage: Eukaryota; Metazoa; Chordata; Testudines; Cheloniidae.
CCUCUUCUUCUUGGGGGCGAGGAGGAGGCUGGAGGUGGCAGGACCCGAAGGGCAGACGCCAAAGCUCCCACGCUUAUCCAGGCUGGUGAGAAACUGGACCAGAGUGCUCUGCCUGCAUUGCCUCAGCUUGGCUUUAGGCAGAGCGAGCAGAGAGCCGGGCCAAGGAGAGCUUCCAGCUCCAAGCAGGGUGGGGUGCACUGAGCCAAAUAGACAUGGCUGUGAAGGAUGCCCGGUGCCCCUCCCGCUACUUCAGCACAAGCGGUGGAGGCCUGUACCUCAGUGCCUACAUUCCUAGGUUCUCUCCCUGUGGAUGACUCAAAAGGGCUCAGAUGUCGACUGGGAUGACCUCUGGGAUCAGUUCGAAGAGAGAAGGUACCUGAGUGCCCGGAAAUGGAAGGGCGGAGAGGACCCAUACCGCCUCUACGCCUUUAAUCAGCGGGAGAGCGAGAGGAUUCCCAGUGACCGUGCCAUCCGCGACACCCGGCAUUACAGAUGUACUACUUUGCACUAUCGUCUGGAUCUGCCAUCAACAAGUAUCAUCAUCACCUUCCACAACGAAGCCAGGUCCACUCUGUUAAGAACUAUCAGAAGUGUUUUAAACCGCACCCCGGUGUACCUGGUCCAUGAAAUCAUAUUAGUGGAUGACUUCAGCAAUGAUCCUGACGACUGCCAUUUACUGGGCAAGUUACCCAAGGUGAAAUGCUUGCGCAACAGGCAACGAGAAGGUUUGAUCCGGUCCCGAAUCCGAGGGGCAGACGUGGCACAGGCAGGAGUUCUGACCUUCCUAGACAGUCACUGCGAGGUGAAUAAAGACUGGCUGCUGCCUCUCCUGCAGAGGAUCAAAGAGGAUCCAACCCGCGUGGUCAGUCCAGUUAUCGACAUCAUCAACUUGGACACUUUUGCCUAUGUGGCCGCUUCCUCGGACCUGAGAGGAGGGUUUGACUGGAGUCUACAUUUCAAAUGGGAGCAGCUUUCCCCAGAGCAGAAAGCCAAACGAAUUGACCCUACAGAACCCAUUAAGACUCCAAUCAUUGCAGGGGGGCUCUUUGUGAUCGACAAAACCUGGUUCAACCACCUGGGGAAGUAUGACACUGCCAUGGACAUCUGGGGUGGGGAGAACUUUGAAAUCUCCUUCCGUGUGUGGAUGUGCGGAGGGAGCCUGGAAAUUAUCCCCUGCAGCCGGGUUGGACAUGUGUUCCGGAAGAAACACCCCUAUGUCUUUCCAGAGGGAAAUGCCAACACCUACAUAAAAAAUACCAAGCGCACAGCCGAAGUGUGGAUGGAUGAGUUCAAACAAUACUACUAUGCUGCCCGGCCUGCAGCACAAGGGAGACCUUAUGGAGACAUCCAGAGCAGACUGGAACUGAGGAAGAGCUUGAAAUGCCAGACCUUCAAGUGGUACCUGGAAAAUGUUUAUCCAGAACUUAGGAUUCCUGAGGAAUCAUUGUAUCAGUCUGGAAUGAUCCGGCAGAGACAGAGGUGUCUGGAGUCCCAGAAGUCUGAAGAUCAGGAGUUCCCCAUCCUGAGCUUAAGUCCCUGUAUCAGCAGCAAAGGUGUGGCAGCAGUGGCACAGGAAUGGACAUACACAUACAACCAUCAGGUCCGCCAGCAGCAGCUCUGCUGGUCAGUGUACACCCUCUUCCCCGGCUCCCAAGUGCUGCUGUCCCCCUGCAAAGAAGGUGACGGCAAACAGCGAUGGGGUAAAGUUGGUUCUCAUAUUGAACACAUGGCCUCGCGCCUCUGCCUGGACACUGAAAUGAUGGGGGACACCAACGAGAGCACCAGAGAGCUCGUCAUCAACCCUUGUGAGAGCACAGCCAUGAGUCAGCGCUGGGACAUGGUGAUGUCCUGACUGCCUGUCAUCGAGCAAAACCAGCCACAAGGGCUUCAUCGGAAGCAGCCAUGGCACACAGCAGAGGCUGUUGGGAACUCAACAGCAAAACCAUUGGGCACCCUUGUUCAUUGUGAGGUGGGAGCCAGAGAAAAAAAGGGUUAGGCCGGGGAGCUCCAGGUCGAAGAAGGGAUGUCAGCUGUGAGACCUGCAGUUAGUGGCCAGUUGGAGUUAUAGAGUCAAUGAGUAAGAACCGCACAGAACCAAUCCCUAAAUGUCUUUCAAUAACACUGAGUCCUGGCUGAGGCCUGACGACGGUCCUACUGAAAUACGGUGUGUACAGUAUUUAUUGUUUUACUGCAAAGAUGGAAACUUUGGUGGAAGAGCCUUGGAGAGAAAGUGGAGACAAGUGUCUAGUUGGCUGCGUAGGCGGCGGGGAGGCUGGUGGGUGGGGGAAGGAGAUGCUAAAGGGAAACAAAAAUGGUUGCCUGGGGGACGAGCGGAAAAUGCCAAGUAAUCCUUGCACUUUUCAUGGAUGUGAAUGAGCCUGUGUUCUGCAGGCAGCUAGAAUGAAGCUAUAUUGCACGUUCUCCUUUGUAUAUAGUCUGUACACAUGGCAUACAGAGAGCCCAUGCUGUCAUCUGGUGCGUGUGACCAGAAUCAAGAUGACGGAGGGUUUGCACCGCUCUCCAGGCAUGGAACCCAGCAAACAAUGCCGUGAGGGCCAAAUGUCUGAGUGCGCUAAAUCUACAAACUCUUCUGAUGACGUGCGGGGAGCAAUAACACUGUUACGUCUCCUGUCUGAACGGCUCGGGCAAGCCAAGAUAAUUGAGUAUUCCUCAUUAACCUCAAUACAUGUCUCGUGUUUCACACCUGGUAUAACUCAAAUGUCCACACUAUGUCACCCAAGUAAUAUUUUACUAUUUGAAGGUAAUUGUGCCAUC